This is a messenger RNA of Biomphalaria glabrata, 3498 nucleotides long. Its product is annotated as U11/U12 small nuclear ribonucleoprotein 35 kDa protein-like. Lineage: Eukaryota; Metazoa; Mollusca; Gastropoda; Planorbidae. Gene Ontology annotation, biological process: mRNA splicing, via spliceosome. Gene Ontology annotation, molecular function: mRNA binding; snRNA binding. The coding region runs from base 486 to 1046 and encodes 186 amino acids. Gene Ontology annotation, cellular component: precatalytic spliceosome; U12-type spliceosomal complex. The record is from RefSeq and is a predicted model, not a curated record. The transcript has 3 exons.
CUUUAAACUUUUAACCUCUCACUGACAUAUAAUUUCGUCUAAUACUAUGUCUGGAUCACAGACCUAUAUAUCACUUUAUGUCUAUAUGAUCUUCUAUGACUGGUCUGUAUCUAUAUAUUAUGGGGAGUAUAACCGUGACCUCCGUGACUAUGUCGAAGGUGCCGGUAUAACUCCAGUGGCGGACUGAAAGGGUUAAUGUGUGCGGCCUACUAACACAUACGACUCAGGCCAAUCACACAGGUCAAGGGUUAUUGAACAGUGGACAGUACUGCUAAUAAACGCAAGUAUGACCCGUGUUGUGGUCAUGUGAUCACGGACUCGAGACAAUGUGUUACAAAGGACAGUCGAGUCCAGGACAGCAAGGCAGUAAUUUAAGGACGGUACCGUACCAUCCUUAGUUUGCUGGACCUUUGGGGCACCAUGCAAGAUUCGUAGACCGCCUUUCUCCAUAUAUCAAAUAAAGUCUAGAUCUAAAUUUAAUCAACAUGGAGGCAUUCACACCAGUUUUUAUAGAUUUAUAUGAUCCACUGAAAGCUGGCAGUAUUGAUGGCACAGAUGAGUACCCACAUGACAGAGCUAUUUCGAGAGCAAUGGGCAGUACAUAUAAGCCAAACAGAUAUGUUCAAGGCAUUCCAGAAUGUACUGUAUUUAUUGGUCGUCUGAGUCCAAAUUCUACAGAAGAAAGUAUUAAAAAGGUUAUGAAGCAAUAUGGAACCAUAGUUCGUGCUAGAGUUGUGAAAGACAUAAUUACAGGCUUUUCUAAAUGUUAUGCCUUUGUUGAGUUUGCGGAUGAGUACCAAGCCAGAAAUGCUGUUCGAUCUGGUAAUAAAACACUCAUUGAUGACUUUGAAGUACUCGUUGACUUAGAAAAAGAAAGAACCUUAAAAGGGUGGAUUCCUCGUAGGCUAGGUGGAGGCCUUGGAGGAAAACGAGAAUCUGGUCAGUUGCGAUUUGGUGGUAAAGACAGACCAUUUAGAAGGCCAAUUUUGAGACCAGAUAUAAGCACAGAGAAGUCUGAUAAAAUGUUAAUGAAGAGAAAAAUGUAAAUUUAUAUGAUGACAGUAUGCUAAAGAAUAUUCCAUAAACUAUGAUGUGGACACUCCUCCCCCGACCCAUAUAUAUAUAUCCUAUGGAUAUUAAUUUGUUAACUAGCACUGUUGCAGUUGAACAGCACUAAGCUAAAAGAACAAAUGUGUAUUUUAAUUUAUAGUUGUGAAAAAUAAUGAAGAAAAAAAGUUGAUUAAAAAUACCUGUAUCAUAAAAUUUGACCUAAAUUUCUCAUUCAUGUUGUUUUUCAAUUAAUGUAUGUUAACCUACAAUAAUUUAAUUAACAAGUUUGUAAUUUUUCAGUUCUCUUUUCUUUUAAUACACAUUAUUUACAAUAUUUUGCACAAUUAAAGUCAUGUUCUACAUGUAGGUUAUUACUUGCACCUUAAAUUACUAGUUCAUAUUAUUAUAAUUUAAAUUACGGGUAUGUUAAUUUUUUGGGGGGUAACUCCUUUGAAGCAUUUCAUUCAGAUUGGCAUUUUUAAUAAGUUAAUCUGUAUAUUCUACCAUACAACAUGGAACAGAAAUUAUCUUAGUUGUUUUUUGUACCACACUAAUAUAUUCAUUGCAAUAGUUAUGGAAUAUGAUCUACUUAGACUCGCAUAACAGUAUUUAGGUGGUUGAUAUUGGGAAAUUACUGUAUCUGGAGGAGGCUAAUGAAGCACUUCAGUCAAUCAACACCAUGGUUAAGAAAAACUAGACAAUUUUAAAUCAUUCAUGGUUCAGGGCAGUCAGUGUCGCAUAAUCCUAUCAAGGGGGUUCGAGUUAGAAGCCACAUGAAAAGAAAUAGGACUGCAGUGCACUAAGCUAGCUAUAGUAAGAAAGAUACACAAUAAAAAAGUGUUAAGAACAAGAAUAUAUAUUUUUAAAAAAGCUUAUCCAAGGGGAAGAACUCCAUGUAAAAACAUGUCAGUAUGGUAUGAUUUAUUUCCCUUUUUGAUAUUGAACAAAAAAAAUAAUUUGCAAUUAAUUUUUUUUUAGGCAUAGUGAAUAAUUGUAUGCAAGUUCACACAUUAAGUAUUUUGCUUUCAGUAGUUAACAAUAAAACAAAGCAUGGCAACCUUUAAGCUCCAGUAGACUUAAUUGUCCAUCAAUGCAAUUUUUUGUAAUGUAGGCCCUAUUAAAGAGUUUAAUAAAUUAAUGCUCAAGAUUAUUUUGAACAAGUGUUCUAAAUCUAAAGGCUUAUCAUUAGAAUAUUAUAAAGUCUAGUAGAUUCAUACAUUUGAUUAACGUUGACUUUAAUGCGCCUUUUUUUUUAAUUAAAUCUAACAUUCAUUAGUUAUUUAGAGCAAAAUAAUUGCUCUCUAUAAGUGGUAUAAAGGAGGUUUUGUUUUUCUUGUAUUUAAUCAUUCACAAUUAUAUAGCUACACCAUUUCAAUCUACUGGACCCUUGAAUCAUGGGGCAUGAUGUGAUAAUUACUUAAAGCUAUUCACCCGUAAUCAUGCAUUAACGUACCAUUGCAGCAGGCAGGUUGGUACAGCCCAUAUUGUCCAACCAGCUGCUUUUCAAUGGACAUUUUCAACAUUCUCCCUUUAUAGUUUAUCUUAAAGGAAAUUCUGGGCCACUGAUUUAUAGUUUCACUACAAUGUCUAAACCUAAUGCAUUCUACAUAUAAACUAGUUAAACCAAAGGAAAGACAAAUCAACUUGAUUUUAUUUCAUAACAAAAAAUAUUUAAGAGUCCUACCACUAUUACUACAUUUAUUUAAAGAGAGUACAUAAAUCAUUGUUAAAGUGAACAAAUUUUACAGGUAAGCAAGAUAAAAUUAUACCGGUAAGUUAUAAAAGUUAUACAAUGUUAUUGAAUGAAUGAACUACCUGUAUUACAUAAUCUAACUGUAAUCUUUAGAAUUGAGCCAAAUAUAGUAUUUUACUUUAAUGAGAUUCAGUCUAUCAAAUGUCUAAAAAGUAUUUGUAUUAGACCUGUUAAGAAAAGGACGUGAAAGCUGCUAAAAAAUCCUGUAUGACUGUUACUGUAUUAACAUGCAUUUCAUGACACCAUUUAAAAAAGAAAAAUUUUUCUAGAUUGUAAUGUAAUUUUUUUCUUAUUCGGUUAACAUUUUUAGGCAAUGAAAUACAUUUUUUUUUCAAUUUAAGUAACUUCUGUUUAACUUAAAUGGCCUGAGAAGUAAUUGUUAUUGGAAAUAAUAAAUAAAAAUAAGAAGAUGCCUACCAAUAUCAAUAGUUAUGUGAGCAUUAGUCAAUCAAAUGGAUUUAAUGCUUGUCAAAAUAUUAUAAUGUGUAAUUUAUUUAUCAUUUUAUAUAUACAGAGAAACUUACAACAUUUACAAAUGAUCAACAAAAACCUAUUUUUGCAAACAAACAAAAAAAAAUGGCUUAAUUGCUAAAUGUGCAGUGUUUUAUUUCAAAAUCUACCUGAUUUGACAACACAACAAAAACCAAAAUUGUCCUUAAAAUAAAAAAAAAAGCUAUGUCCUAAAAAAAAAAAAA